CCCAAUAUCUAGAAAUGGACACGUAUAAUCCAUCCUCAUGGGGCGAACGGCCUUUCGACUUGUUCAUACUGGAUGAGUUCGAUUGGAGCUUGCCCAGCGAUCAGGACCAUCUCCAGUGGAACAAGCUGUGCCAGAAAUUCUUGAGCUUGGGUGCAAAAGGCCGUGAACCUUACUACGAGGGAGAAUUUGACAGAGAAUGGCCUCGCCCAACAGAGGAGCAAAUCAGACGUAUCAGGCCCUUACAGACCACCCAGGAACGCAGUGUCUACGGCGAAGCAAUCUGGCUCCGUACUUGUUACCUCCAGGGCUCCGAUCGCAGGCACGAGGCCAUGUUGAGAAAAGUAGCAGAGACGGCGCCCCCGGAAGACGGUCCCUGUUCCCGCAUCGAGAAGAAACACUGCGUCUUCGACGACAGUGACCGGUAUGAUUUUGGCGAUGACUGGGCCCGCAUCUUCACCCACAUCCCCGAGCUAGUCUACCCAACGUUCGGCCCGGGAACGCUCGACCCGGAGAACUUGUCGGCGUUCUUUACUGGUGCCUUUGACGAAUUGGCAGGGAAGAUCGUUAACCACAUAUACCUCGUCGACGAGGAGGCUCUGCGCACUGGCCUGCUCAAAAUCAUCUGGUUUGACGCCUUUGGGAAAAUGGCUUGGAGCAACUUUUUACCGCCCCAGUAUCUGAACGACUUUUCGAGCUGGAGGGAUGCCCUCGGUUUUUCGAACCUUGUGGAGACGACUAUUGCCCAUGAUGACCCGAAAUGCUGCCGAGGGACUCUAUUCUCCAAUGAAAGAGAUUUGGAGCGUAUGGUCUCGUGGAAGCCUGACAAUUAAGUAAUGCUAAUGGUUCGAUUUAUGUCUGUUUGCGCGAUGUACACUAAAACUGCCUAUUUGUAUAUGC
Messenger RNA from Aplosporella prunicola CBS 121167, 897 nucleotides. RefSeq lists its product as uncharacterized. The coding region runs from base 15 to 830 and encodes 271 amino acids. The record is from RefSeq and is a predicted model, not a curated record. The transcript has 3 exons. Lineage: Eukaryota; Fungi; Ascomycota; Dothideomycetes; Botryosphaeriales; Aplosporellaceae.